UAAAUGAUGUAUAGAUUUGUGUUACAGAAAUCUGUUACAGUGACAGGUGUUAGGUAUUGUAGUCACAUUUCCCAUGUAUCAUCAGACCGGGUCUGGAUCAGUUAUGGUAACAAUCUCAUCUUGACAAACACAGCAGGUGAUAAACUACAUCAUCUGACAGGUAUAGGUAGUGGUUAUGGAGUACACACAGUGACAGGUGACGGUGAUUUAAUUUAUAUAGACAGUGAGUUUAACAUCAACAAACUGUCUAUAGAUAACAAAGUAAAGUGUACAUUAAUAAAGUACAACACAGCACCAUGGGAACCAGUGUGUGUCUACAGCUCCCCCUCCUCUGGAGACCUGCUGGUCGGGAUGAGGAAUACUAAUACAGAUACAAGCAAGUUAGUGUGGUAUAAAGGGAAGUUAGUGCGGUAUAACUCCACAGGACAACACAUCCAGACCAUACAGCAUGACCGCCACACAGGUGAAGAACUGUAUAGAUGGCCUAUAUACAUCACAGAGAGCAGUAAUGGAGAUGUUAUUGUGUCUGACUUUCACAGUGAUGCUGUAGUGGUGACAGAUUGGGGAGGAAGACAUCGCUUCUACACAGGACGCCCAUCGGGAUCACGACUAUUACCACGUGGGAUCUGUACAGACGUGCUGUCACACAUCCUGGUGUGUGAUUUUAAAACCCAAACAGUACAGAUGAUUGAGUCUAAUGGUAACUUCCUGUCACAAUUAAAGACGCCACCACACGGGAUAGACUCACCAUGGGGCCUGAGUUAUGAUGAUAGAACAUGCCUACUGUGGGUAGGGUCAGACGACGACACAGUAAACAUAUACAGAGUGGUAGGUGGACACUCUCUAACUGGCUUUCCCUUUGAGUGCAUCAAAUGCAAAAAGCAUCCCAGAAGUCCCCUGGAGCAGUUCUGUACCCCAUGUGGUGUUCCCUUGUGUGUGGAGUGUACCAGCUCUGAGGAUCACAGCAGACAUGAGCUUAAAUAUAUAGAGGACUUGUUUCACAACAUUCACAGGAUAGAAGGUGGAAAUGCAUUCUUGAUGUGCCUUCUUCUUUCCAAUUCUUACAAAAUUAACAUGAGAGAAGGAAAAUGGAUAAACAAGUACAAUGCUGUUGCCGAAAGUUUUCAGUCCAAGGAAAUCACUAAGCCAUUUACUCUUGAAGACUUAGAAAAAUACAAACCAGUUCUGAAAUUCAAUGAAUCAGAGGUUAGGUUCUCUUCUGAUGUCUUCAAAGAUAUCAGUUUCCUCAAAUUCUCUAGGAAUUCAAAAUUUGUGGAUAUCUUCCUGACUCAGGCAGAGAAAGGAAAUAUAGCUGAGUACUGCAGAUCAUGGAUUUACCCUCCAAAAGAGAAUGAAGUCUUUUGCUGGUUAUUGCCAAAACAAACAGAGCAAUUGAUAGAAAGACUUGGAGAGGACAUUUUCAAGCACCCAACAAUGGAGGACCCAACAGUACAUGAUUUGGCGUUCAGCAAGUUCGGAAUACCAAUGCAGGUUAUUUUGAGGGGAGACAAAUCUGUGAUGAAUUUUAUCCAGAAUUUAAAGAAAGGGAAGACAACCAUGUACCAUGCCUCUGGAAUGAUAAUAGGGUGUGCUGGUAGUGGUAAAACAACAUUGUUAGAGAGACUAAAGGGGAUUGACCUGGAAGAAAUAAAGGAAAAUAUCAGUUCAACCAGGGGAGUCGACAUCCACACAGAUGUUUUUGAUGUGACAGAUAGCAUCCAAGUAAAUUCUUCGAGCCAGCAGCAACGCUUUAAGAUUAGUUUUGAGGAAACAAACCAACAGCUUAGUGAUCCUGAAAAUCCUGUGGAAGAAGCCAUUGAUGUGGAAAUGUUGGAUAUAGUAGAGCCAUUGGAUAGUGGAGGUUCUACUGCAGAGGCAUCAUAUCGUGGACAGAUGUCCCAUGAUGAAACCAACAUUCAAAGUACCUCAUCAUAUAAACAGAUCUUUGCUACAUCUAAUGGAAGGGAAGCCAUUGAAGGUAAUCAAGAUUUCCCUAGUAGUUCAGAACUUUCUGGAAUAUUACAGAUAGUUACAAAAGACCUUUCAGAUGAUCCUGAUAAAAAAGUUACCAUGACUGACUUUGCGGGACAGUGUGCAUAUUAUGCCUCACACCAGAUUUUUCUGAGUCCACGAGCAUUCUUCAUUCUGGUGCUCAAUAUGGAAAAAGAGUUCGAUGAUAAGGUUGGAGAAGAAGUUUGUAGACAGGAAAGCUCAAUAUACAAGGGAUGGACACACAGAGAUUACCUUGAAUUCUGGAUGAAGUCCAUUCAUCAAUACAGCAGUGAUAAGGCUCCUGUCAUCCUGGUUGGCACACACAGUGAAAACAAAACAGAAAAGGAGAAAAUGCUGUUCUUUCGACAAAUAUGGAAAAUUUUAGAAAUGAGGGAGAAAACGUUACACAAACAUCUUGAUGUGAAGAGGCAAUUUGCAAUUGGAUUCCAUGACAAUGAAAGUAUCAAAAAAAUCAAACUGUCAAUUCUUGAUGUUGUUCGCAAACUUGAUCACUGGGGUGAAGAGCUUCCACAAUCUUGGGCUAUGUUUGAAAAAUUCUUUCAGGAAAAGAAAAAUGUCAAGAUUUUGAACAAAGCUGAACUUCAGAGAUUCAAUGAUGCAUUGCCAGAGGGAAUAAAGCUCCAGACUGUAGAAGAUAUAAAUGUUAUGCUGCAGUUCUUCCAUGACAGUAGAGAAAUUUUACACUUUGAUCAAGAAUUCCUCAAUGUUGUAAUUAUUCUUGAUGUUCAAUGGUUUGCAGAUGCAUUUAAAAAUGUUAUAACAGAUGAAAACCAUGCAAAGGAGGAUUUGUUUCACCUUGCCUCAGAGUGGGACAAGUUCAACGAAGCCGGAGAGUUACAAGACACUUUGCUGUCUGCUAUAUGGAGGAUGAACAACAAUGGUUACAUUGAUCACAAAGAUGAUAUCAUGCUGUACAUGGAGAAGUUAGGACUCUUAGCUAAAUUGAGUGACAAAAAAUGGUACGUUCCCUGUAUGAACAAAAUACCAUUUCGUAUGGAAUACUUUUCAUCGUACACUGCCUCAUCCAUCAUUUGUUACAGCUUUGAUCUUCUUCCUGCCGGCCUUUUCCAUCGUCUUAUAGCAACUUGCAUUCAGAUUCCUUGGGAGAUUUUUUCUGAUGGAGACCAGAAAUGUAUUUAUCAAACAGCGGCUGUAUUCAUGUAUCAGGACAUGCACCAUAAUAUUCUGCUUGGAAUGACACAGACAGAAAUUCAGUUGCAAGUGUUUGUUGUGGAGGGAGAAGUUGAUGUUUCAAUUUGUCACCAGAUUAGAGAAAACAUAGAGGGUAUGUUACACAAACUUUCCAACACAUUCGAGGAGAACUCCAAAUUCCAUGUUGCGUUCAAGUGUAAACCUACUGGAUUUUGUGAUAGCAAAGAAAGCACUGUCAUCAGUGAAUGUAAGUUUAUCAGAGACACUUUUCUGUGUCCAUCCUGCCCGGCAAACAAGAAGCAUCCUGUCAACACAAACAACAUCACAAAAUAUUGGAUACAGAUAAAGACGAGUGCUGCCAGCGCUACAGUUACCUCUGGACAAGACCUAGGAGGCCGAUCUAGAUUUGCCAAACUUGGAAUGGCAACAAAUGAUGUGUUAAUUCAGGCAUGUAGAGAUAUGCUAGAGUUUGAGGUACCACCUUCCCACAUUGAAAACAAAGUGAAAUCAUCACAAAUCAAAAUAAACAAAGAUCAAAAGGAUCUCGUGCAAAAAGCUAAAAGUUCUGGUUAUAAGAGUUUUGAUAUUUCAUUAACAUACACCUUGAUAAGAAACAUUUGUUCAACUAUCCCUAAACCGACAAAAGGAACCUGGGGAGGAAACAGUAUGCCUGCUGCAGGAGAAACUACGGUGGGUGAUGACAUCGAGAGAAUUAGGUUAAUCCGAAACAAUUUGACUGCGCAUGUGAGUUCAGCCUCCACCCCUCAGACAGAAUUCGAUGACACCUGGUCAAUGAUGUCAGAUAUCUGCAAAAGACUUGAAACCUUCACUGGAAAGAAAUACUUGGAUAACCUUAAUUACAUUCAAAAACUGACCUUAAAAGAGGAAGAUGAAGAUGCUAUUAUAGAAAAGGUUAAAAUAGAAAGUCAGCAUGAAAUGGUGAAGGCAAUCAUGUCGGAUGUGCAAGAAAUGUGGUCUGAUAUGAAAGACAUUAAAGCAGCAGUAGGGAGGCUUGAAAGCCAGCAUGCUUCCAAUUAAAAGUAGAAAUCAUAGAAUGUUUUCUUGAAUACUUGAAUAAUAACAUGUGUGUAAUUUAAAUUGAUAGACCAAUCAGAUUAAAAAUGAUUUUAUGUGACAAUAUGUUUGAAGAAUAAGUUAAAUAUAUCUGAAAUUUUAAUUUAGAAGCCUCCAAUGAACUAAAACUAUAAAAAAAAAUAAUGUUUUCUGGAAUCAGUAUUGAGGCCUGAAAGCAAGCAUGCUUCAAAUUAUGGGUAUUUCUCAUAAAAUGUUAUAUUCACCUGUGUAUAAAUUUAAAGAAUUUUUGAACUCGGUAAAAUUUCGAUAAUUUUGCAAGUGUUUGUAGGAUUUGAUAAUUAUAAUUUACAUGUUUUUGUUUUGAACUUGAUCCAAGCUCCAGAUGAUUUGGUGGUUUCAUAUUAAAAUCAUAAUUAAGAAGCAAAUGUUUAUUACGAAUAUUGUUUUCUUAGACAUAAACUUGCACUUAAUUUAGGCACCUUUUUCAGCUCCUCCAAGUCUUUUUUAUUUAAACAUUUUGGAUUUCCUUCGUUUCGGCUUGAGCAUCACUGAAGAGACAUGAUUUGUCGAAAUGCGCAUCUGGUGCAUCAAAAUUGGUACCGUAUAUGAUUUACAUGAAGGUCAUUUUCAUGUAGUAGGAAGUGAAUGGUGUUGAAAUGUCAAACAUUGAAAUGCUUCACUCUACAAAGACGAAGUCGAGAUGAGCCUAUGCUAUUACGUCUGCGUUAGCGUCGGCGUCCCGGUUUAAGUUUUAGGAGGAGGUCCAUUCCCAAUAACUAUAAGCCCUACCUGGACCAAACUUACAUGGAUGAUGCAUCUAGGGUUGGACACUACUACACUUGCUUCGGAUGCUGGAUCCAACCUAGAUUUUCCACAUGAAUGAAUUUUAGCCAUAUUUAAACCAAAAUUAGCAUGGAUGAUAUAUCUAGGGAUAGACACUUCCAGACUUGCUUUGGAUUCUGAAUCUGACCUUCAUUUUUGAGAUGAGUAACCAGGGUAUAAUUGUUUGGUGUAGGUAUAUAAUAUUAUGGCCUGUUAUGAUUAAACUUGCAUAGAUGGUGCAUCUUCCAGACUUGCUUUGGAUG
Messenger RNA from Saccostrea echinata, 5285 nucleotides. RefSeq lists its product as uncharacterized. The transcript is spliced from 8 exons. The record is from RefSeq and is a predicted model, not a curated record. Gene Ontology annotation, molecular function: translation repressor activity; ubiquitin protein ligase activity; zinc ion binding. The coding region runs from base 4 to 4203 and encodes 1399 amino acids. Gene Ontology annotation, biological process: negative regulation of translation; proteasome-mediated ubiquitin-dependent protein catabolic process; protein polyubiquitination. NCBI's taxonomy places the organism in Eukaryota, Metazoa, Mollusca, Bivalvia, Ostreida, Ostreidae.